GGGGCUGGCCAGGGUGUGACCACCGUGCUGGGCAGCAGGCUCCAGUCCCUAACCCCCAGCCACUACUGGCAUGAGGGGUCCCUCAGGGCCCCCAGGCCUCCUCUACGUCCCACACCUCCUCCUCUGCCUGCUCUGCCUCCUCCCACCGCCGCUCCAAUACGCAGCCGGGCAGAGCCAGAUGCCCAAAGACCAGCCCCUGUGGGCACUUCUGGAGCAGUACUGCCACACCAUCAUGACCCUCACCAACCUCUCAGGCUGGUCUUGAAUUCCUGUGCUCAAGCAAUCUGCCUACCUUGGCUUCCCCAAGUGCUGAGAUUAUGGGUGUGAGCCACUGCACCUGGCCAAGAAUCCGAAUGGAUUCAAAGAUACCUUGAAAUAAUUCCUCAAUGCAACACACACACAUAUGCCAGGGUUGGUCAAAUGGGAAGAGAGCCUUGGCCUGAAGACAGGGACCUGGGCUUUCCUCAGCUCUUCUGCCAAGGUCCCUACUCCUACUGCAACACGACCUUGGACCAGAUCGGAACGUGCUGGCCCCGCAGCGCUGCCGGAGCCCUCGUGGAGAGGCCGUGCCCCGAGUACUUCAACGGCGUCAAGUACAACACGACCCGGAAUGCCUAUCGAGAAUGCUUGGAGAAUGGGACGUGGGCCUCAAAGAUCAACUACUCACAGUGUGAGCCCAUUUUGGAUGACAAGCAGAGGAAGUAUGACCUGCACUACCGCAUCGCCCUUGUCGUCAACUACCUGGGCCACUGCGUAUCUGUGGCAGCCCUGGUGGCCGCCUUCCUGCUUUUCCUGGCCCUGCGGAGCAUUCGCUGUCUGCGGAAUGUGAUUCACUGGAACCUCAUCACCACCUUUAUCCUGCGAAAUGUCAUGUGGUUCCUGCUGCAGCUCGUUGACCAUGAAGUGCACGAGAGCAAUGAGGUCUGGUGCCGCUGCAUCACCACCAUCUUCAACUACUUCGUGGUGACCAACUUCUUCUGGAUGUUUGUGGAAGGCUGCUACCUGCACACGGCCAUUGUCAUGACCUACUCCACUGAGCGCCUGCGCAAGUGCCUCUUCCUCUUCAUCGGAUGGUGCAUCCCCUUCCCCAUCAUCGUCGCCUGGGCCAUCGGCAAGCUCUACUAUGAGAAUGAACAGUGCUGGUUUGGCAAGGAGCCUGGCGACCUGGUGGACUACAUCUACCAAGGCCCCAUCAUUCUCGUGCUCCUGAUCAAUUUCGUAUUUCUGUUCAACAUCGUCAGGAUCCUAAUGACAAAGUUACGCGCGUCCACCACAUCCGAGACAAUCCAGUACAGGAAGGCAGUGAAGGCCACCCUGGUGCUCCUGCCCCUCCUGGGCAUCACCUACAUGCUCUUCUUCGUCAAUCCCGGGGAGGACGACCUGUCACAGAUCAUGUUCAUCUAUUUCAACUCCUUCCUGCAGUCGUUCCAGGGUUUCUUCGUGUCUGUCUUCUACUGCUUCUUCAAUGGAGAGGUGCGCUCAGCCGUGAGGAAGAGGUGGCACCGCUGGCAGGACCAUCACUCCCUUCGAGUCCCCAUGGCCCGGGCCAUGUCCAUCCCUACAUCACCCACACGGAUCAGCUUCCACAGCAUCAAGCAGACGGCCGCUGUGUGACCCCUCGGUCGCCCACCUGCACAGCUCCCCUGUCCUCCUCCACCUUCUUCCUCUGGGUUCUCUGUGCUGGGCAGGCUCUCGUGGGGCAGGAGAUGGGAGGGGAGAGACCAGCUCUCCAGCCUGGCAGGAAAGAGGGGGUGCGGCAGCCAAGGGGGACUGCAAGGGACAGGGAUGAGUGGGGGCCACCAGGCUCAGCGCAAGAGGAAGCAGAGGGAAUUCACAGGACCCCCUGAGAAGAGCCAGUCAGAUGUCUGCAGGCAUUUGCCCAUCCCAGCCUCUCUGGCCAGGGCCUUACUGGGCCCAGAGCAGAGAAGGACCUGUCCAACACACACAGCUAUUUAUAGUAGCAGACACAGGGCUCCCCUGCCCUACUCAUGGAGCCAGCAGCCAGGCAAUGGUGUGGCCCUGCACUGGCCCUUGGCCUCCACACUCAGUGGUGCCCCUGCAGUUGGGUGGGGUACGCCAGCAAAGGAUCAGUUUGGCUGCCUUAUCCCAGGGGCUGUCACCUAGAGAGGCUCACUUGUACCCCACCCUUGUUCCUGUGUCCCCUCCCCAGCCAUCCUCCCGCCUUGGGGGCUCCAUGAAGGAUGCAGGCUUCCAGGCCUGGCUUCCUCUCUUGGGAGACCCCUUCUCUGCCUAGUCCACAGAUUAGGCAAUCAAGGAAGACGCCAUCAGGGAAGCCACAUCCUUAGUCAACCAGUUGCAUCGUGCGGGGCAAAAUGAGGAGCAGAGGCAUGGAGGAGGGAGGCGUGGGAUGGGAAUAGCAGAAACCAACCAUGUCUUCAGUGAUUGAAACUCAUACCCCAUUGCCCUUUGCCCUCCAGUCUCCCCUUCAGAAACAUCUCUGCUCUCUGUGAAAUAAACCAUGCCUCUUGGAAGUGGCCUCCCCUCAGGUCAAGUCACCCAGGCACCCGAAGAGUGGUGUGGGCCAAGGAUCGUGGCUGGGUCUGAGGGGGCCACAUCCAUCUUCCUUAGUGGGCUCGGGCCCUGGCCUCGGGCCAGUUCUCUCUCUCUCUGACCUCUGGUAGGUUUGGAGUCUUUAUGGUCAAAGCACCUGCAGGCGGGUCUGUCCCUUAUCACUCCAACCAGGCUAAUACCUGGCCCCAGCCCCCAACCAAGGGCAGCUUGAUUCAGCCUGGAGGAGGUGUGCAGCUCAUCCAGCAAGCCAGGGCCUGUCCCAAAGGCCAAGGCUCUGGAAUCUGGUGGGCAGGGUAGACAUGGCCCCUCAGUUGACCACCAGGGCAGCUUCCAGGCUUGGCUUCCGUCCCUGUGUCCCUGCAGCGGAGCCGCAGGAGUCAGGGAGAGAGAAGCAUCAGGCCAUUUCUUCCAAAAGAAACCAAUGCUCUAGGUACCCCCUACAAAAAUAAGUUUUGAAAAAUCAUGUAUCCCGUCUUGCACAUUUUUAAGUUGACAUGUAGUAUUUUUUACUUAAGUUUUAAAUCCUUCAAAGGUGUGAUUUCUGCCAUUUUGUAAAUAUUUACAUUUUUAAAUAAAACUGCUGCAACAAUUUAAAAUAC
Messenger RNA from Homo sapiens (human), 3131 nucleotides. It is a transcript of the gene CRHR2, whose product is annotated as corticotropin releasing hormone receptor 2. The transcript is spliced from 14 exons. Gene Ontology annotation, biological process: cellular response to corticotropin-releasing hormone stimulus; cell surface receptor signaling pathway; G protein-coupled receptor signaling pathway. NCBI's taxonomy places the organism in Eukaryota, Metazoa, Chordata, Mammalia, Primates, Hominidae. Gene Ontology annotation, cellular component: membrane; plasma membrane. Bases 421 to 1614 code for a protein of 397 amino acids. Gene Ontology annotation, molecular function: corticotrophin-releasing factor receptor activity; G protein-coupled receptor activity; transmembrane signaling receptor activity. The record is from RefSeq and is marked reviewed.